AUGCCUUCACUCCGUCGCAGUAAGCCCCCAAAGUGUCCCCUCCUCGCCCUACCUCGCGAAAUUCGGGACGAAAUUCAUCGAUAUGUUCAAAUGGGACAGCGAAUUGACAAGCCAAGAGUAACGAGCUCUGACUAUCUCAAACCAGACGACAAUACAAUUUGGCCUAAUGUUCAUCAACUCCUCAAGGAAUCCGAGUAUCAAGAACGAAAAGAUCUCAGGGAGGUUUUCCAGUCAGAUGCCGAAGACAUACUUAUAUUGGCUUGA
Botrytis fragariae is the source of this 264-nucleotide messenger RNA. RefSeq lists its product as uncharacterized. The coding region runs from base 1 to 264 and encodes 87 amino acids. The transcript has a single exon. Lineage: Eukaryota; Fungi; Ascomycota; Leotiomycetes; Helotiales; Sclerotiniaceae. The record is from RefSeq and is a predicted model, not a curated record.